AUGAAGCAGACCAGCGUUUUGGCCGUGAUCGCGGCUUUGGCUGCAGUUGGCUGUACGUUCCCACUUGCACCACCUCUUCGUCCACUCCUUCCUCCUUGUGUGUAGGCCAGCUGUAUACCACUUUGACUUUCAAGCUAACUCCGUUGAAAUCUACUAGAUGCCGUGCCAGUGAAGCGCUCGGAUGCAGACACAGCUUCCGCAUAUGUCGUGGAUAAGCGUUCCGAUGCGGACACUGCCUCAGCCUACGUCGUCGACAAGCGUUCGGACGCAGACACCGCUUCGGCCUAUGUUGUUGACAAGCGCUCGGACGCUGAUACCGCAUCGGCCUAUGUCGUUGACAAGCGUUCCGAUGCCGAUACCGCUUCCGCAUAUGUCGUUGACAAGCGCUCUGAUGCUGACACUGCAUCCGCCUACGUCGUCGACAAGCGCUCUGACGCCGACACUGCCUCCGCUUAUGUCGUCGACAAGCGUUCUGAUGCCGACACUGCUUCAGCCUACGUUGUCGACAAGCGCUCUGACGCCGACACUGCCUCCGCUUAUGUCGUCGACAAGCGUUCUGAUGCCGACACUGCUUCCGCAUACGUUGUCGACAAGAAGCGAUCUGAUGCCGACACUGCUUCCGCAUACGUCGUCGACAGGAGACGCUCCGACGCCGACACUGCUUCCGCGUACGUUGUAGACAGACGCUCUGACGCCGACACUGCUUCUGCGUACGUUGUUGACAAGAAGCGAUCUGAUGCCGACACUGCCUCUGCGUACGUCGUUGACAAGAAGCGCUCUGAUGCCGAUACUGCUUCCGCAUACGUUGUGGACAGACGCUCUGAUGCCGACACUGCCUCUGCGUACGUCGUCGACAAGAAGCGAUCCGAUGCCGACACUGCCUCCGCCUACGUUGUCGACAAGAAGCGAUCUGACGCCGACACUGCCUCUGCGUACGUCGUCGACAAGAAGCGAUCCGAUGCCGACACUGCCUCCGCCUACGUCGUGGACAAGCGUUCGGACGCUGACACUGCCUCCGCAUACGUCGUCGACUAA
Messenger RNA from Lecanosticta acicola, 1035 nucleotides. The record is from the annotation of a GenBank genome assembly. Lineage: Eukaryota; Fungi; Ascomycota; Dothideomycetes; Mycosphaerellales; Mycosphaerellaceae.